Messenger RNA from Fragaria vesca subsp. vesca, 1150 nucleotides. RefSeq names its product ethylene-responsive transcription factor 4-like. The transcript has a single exon. NCBI's taxonomy places the organism in Eukaryota, Viridiplantae, Streptophyta, Magnoliopsida, Rosales, Rosaceae. Gene Ontology annotation, molecular function: DNA binding; DNA-binding transcription factor activity. Bases 52 to 804 code for a protein of 250 amino acids. Gene Ontology annotation, biological process: regulation of DNA-templated transcription. The record is from RefSeq and is a predicted model, not a curated record.
CUCUUUCUCUCUCUUUCGCCCUCUACAAUCACUCUUAACAAAACCAACCUCAUGGCUCCGAAAACGGCAGCGAAAUCCGGCACCGGAGCGCAGACGAACCCUCUUGAGAUCCGGUAUCGUGGCGUCAGGAAGAGGCCGUGGGGACGCUACGCCGCCGAGAUCAGGGAUCCGGGGAAGAAGACGAGGGUGUGGCUCGGUACGUUUGAUACGGCUGAGGAGGCGGCGCGUGCGUACGAUAAGGCGGCGAGGGAGUACCGUGGAGGUAAGGCCAAGACAAACUUUCCAACGCCGGCCGAGCUUCACGCUAACAACAACCGGAAUAGCAAUAACAACGGCAGACAGAAUAAUACCCAUCAUGCCCCGCCGGUUGCUCCUCCGGCGCGCAGCCCCAGCCAGACCAGCACUGUGGACUCCUCGUCCCCACCGCCGCCGGCCCCCCCGGCUCUGGACCUCACCCUCGCAGCUCCCCGUUUAGCGGUGGCCAACGCGGGAUACUACACCGCCGCGAGUGCCUACCACGCGCUUCCCAUGGGGCGUCCCAUCUAUUUCUUCGACGCGUUCGCGAGGGCCGACCAGAACGUGGUGACGAUGACGAACACGAACAGUCUCCAUCGCCCCACCGCCCGCGAGAUGGGAAAGUUUGACAAAAGCUUCGCGGCCGCCGCUUCUCCCUCCGGCGGGUCCCACUCAGGCGUUAGCGACUCCGACUCCUCCACCGUCGUGGAUUUCGCUCACUCCCCCGCCAAGAAAGGACCUUCGCUCGAUCUCGAUCUCAACCUCCCACCUCCACUGGAUAAUGCCUGAAUCCGGCGCCGGAAAAUCCGCCUCCACAUUUUUCCGUUCUUUCUUUGUUAAAAUUAGAAAAGAAAAAACAUGAACCCCUCUUAGACCGAGAAAAGGCAAAUCUCAAAGCUGACAUGUAAUCAUGAGUUUUGCAUUUUAGCCUGCGUUGUUUAUUAACUGCAGCCUUAUGUAUAUAUACUACGGAGAAAACAGAAGGUAGAAAACGCAGAAGAAUUUCAGCUACUUUUGUUCUUCGCCAACACACCGAGAGAUCGCCGAUCUGGGUUUUUUCUUCUCGAUGUUGUUAAGUUGGUGUUGUAUGUUCAAAAAAAUCUUCAAAUGAAAUCAAAAAAGGUUUCCGUUUGUG